CAAAUCCAGCUAGAUGUACAGGCUAUACCUGAAGAUGGUCAUUUUUGGACCUGGGGCAGCUUAUGCCGCUUACACCGCCAGCUGAGCCUGGUAAACGGCUUAAAAACACCUGGAAGCAAAAAUGAACUGGGGAUCCUUUUAUGCUGUGAUCAGCGGCGUAAACAGGCAUUCUACUGGCAUUGGGCGGAUUUGGCUCUCCGUCAUCUUUAUUUUCCGUAUCCUGGUCCUGGUGGUUGCUGCCGAGAGUGUUUGGGGAGAUGAAAAGUCGGGCUUUACCUGCAACACCCAGCAGCCUGGAUGCAACAGCGUCUGCUAUGACCAGUUCUUUCCCAUCUCUCACAUCCGUCUUUGGGCGCUCCAGCUCAUUCUAGUCUCCACCCCCGCCCUGCUGGUGGCCAUGCAUGUGGCGCACCGACGCCACAUUGACAAGAAGAUCCUGAAGAGGACAGGCCGUGGCAGCCCUAAGGAACUAGAGCUCAUCAAGAACCAGAAGUUCCGGAUCGUGGGAGCUCUGUGGUGGACAUACAUGAUCAGCAUUAUCUUCAGAAUUAUCUUUGAGGUGGCCUUCCUCUACAUCUUCUACUUGAUCUAUCCUGACUUUAAAAUGGUGCGUCUGGUGAAAUGUGAUUCCUACCCAUGCCCCAACACAGUGGAUUGUUUUGUCUCCAGACCCACUGAGAAGACCAUAUUCACUGUGUUCAUGCUCGCAGUGUCUGGGGUGUGUGUGCUGCUCAACCUGGCUGAGGUGAUAUACCUCAUAGGCCGGGCCUGCAUACGGUGCUUACACGGCUCUGAGGAGGAGUCCAAAGUGGCUUGGAUAACUCAGAGGUUGUCUUCCUACAAGCAGAAUGAGAUCAAUCAGCUGAUAGCAGACCAUUCUCUCAAAUCUAAGUUCACUGUGACCAAAAAAAGCCCAGCUGAGAGAAACGAGAGGUGUUCUGCUUUCUGAGACACUGACUUUUCCAUUUUGGGUGAAACUAAUCCAACAGUCAUGUCCACGGAGCAUGCUGUCAUACCGUCGCUCUUCAUUAAUUUUAGAUAUACUGUAUAUUUGCUCAAUUUGGAUGUAUUUAUACCUUUUGCUCAUUAUGAAUUCAUGUGCCAUUCAGUCAUUUGUUAGUUGAUUCGUUCAUCUUUACUUUUAUUCUACUGACCCAACCAGUACUUGCUAUUGGAAAUUGUUUGAAAGAAAUUGAAUUUGAAGUUGGGUUGAUAAAGGGAAGAGUCUUGAACAAAUGUGACAUGCUGGACGGAAAGGGGAACUUUUGCAUUGUGAUCCGAAAGCGUCACAAGUAGCUCACAAAUUAUAUUCCCGUCCAUGAUCAAAUCGGGUGCAAAGCGGAGAAACAGUUUAUUG
Molecule: messenger RNA, 1357 nt
Organism: Lampris incognitus (smalleye Pacific opah)
Lineage: Eukaryota; Metazoa; Chordata; Actinopteri; Lampriformes; Lampridae
Product: gap junction beta-1 protein-like
Exons: 2
Coding region: 122-949 (275 amino acids)
Biological process (GO): cell communication
Cellular component (GO): connexin complex
Source: RefSeq, a predicted model, not a curated record